Peromyscus maniculatus bairdii (prairie deer mouse) is the source of this 1566-nucleotide messenger RNA. RefSeq names its product olfactory receptor 5M11-like. Gene Ontology annotation, biological process: G protein-coupled receptor signaling pathway. Gene Ontology annotation, molecular function: G protein-coupled receptor activity; olfactory receptor activity. NCBI's taxonomy places the organism in Eukaryota, Metazoa, Chordata, Mammalia, Rodentia, Cricetidae. The record is from RefSeq and is a predicted model, not a curated record. Gene Ontology annotation, cellular component: membrane.
AUGUUAAAGAAAAACUACACAGCAGUAACUGAGUUCAUUUUCCUGGGACUGACAGAUCGAUCAGAGCUGCAGCCUGUGCUCUUUGUGGUCUUCCUACUCAUCUACCUCAUCACAGUGGCUGGCAAUGUGAGCAUGAUUUUCUUAAUCAGAAGUGACACCAAGCUCCACACCCCUAUGUACUUCUUCCUUAGCCACCUUUCAUUUGUAGAUCUCUGUUAUGCCACCACAGUCACCCCUCAGAUGUUGGUUAACUUUUUAUCCAAGAGAAAAACCAUUUCCUUCAUUGGCUGCUUUUUUCAGUUCCACUUUUUUAUUGCCCUGGUGAUCACAGAUUAUUAUAUGCUUGCAGUGAUGGCUUAUGACCGCUACAUGGCCAUCUGCAAGCCCUUGUUAUAUACUAGCAAAAUGUCCAAAGGUGUCUGCCUUUCCCUUGUGGCUGCACAGUACAUUUACGGCUUUGUAAACGGUCUGAUACAGACUAUCCUGAUGCUUCGUUUGAAUUUCUGUGGCCCCAAUGAGAUCAAUCACUUCUACUGUGCAGACCCCCCUCUCAUGGUCCUUGCUUGCUCAGACACCUAUGUGAAAGAAACUAUGCCCCUCACAAACAGCACCAAAAUUACAGAAUUCAUUUUACUGGGGCUCACGGAUCGCCCAGAACUGCAGCCACUCCUCUUCGUGCUGUUUCUGCUGGUUUACCUUGUCACUGUCUUAGGCAACAUGGGCAUGGUGGCCCUGAUCAGCCUGGACUCCCGCCUUCACACGCCCAUGUACUUCUUCCUCAGUAACUUGGCAUUUGUGGACCUGUGCUAUACAUCAACUGCAACCCCACAGAUGUUGACUAAUUUCUUAUCAGACAAGAAAACCAUUUCCUUCAUUGGCUGCUUUAUCCAGUGCUACCUUUUCAUUGCCCUUCUCCUCACAGAGUUUUACAUACUGGCAGCCAUGGCCUAUGACCGCUAUGUGGCCAUAUGUAAUCCUCUGCGUUACAGUGUGAAAAUGUCCAGGCAGGCCUGCAUUUGCUUGGCUGUAUGUCCUUAUGUCUAUGGCUUUUCAGAUGGGCUAUUCCAAGCCAUCCUGACCUUCAGUAUGACCUUCUGUAAAUCCAAUGUCAUCAAUCAUUUCUACUGUGCUGACCCACCACUCAUUAAGCUGUCUUGCUCUGAUACUUAUAUAAAAGAACAUGCCAUGUUAAUAUCAGCAAGCUUUAACCUCUCCAGCUCCCUCACAAUAAUUCUGGUAUCUUAUGCCUUCAUUAUUGCUGCCAUCCUAAAGAUCAAAUCAGCUGAAGGAAGGCGCAAGGCAUUCUCUACCUGUGGUUCCCACAUGAUGGCUGUCACAUUGUUUUAUGGGACUCUCUUCUGUAUGUAUGUAAGACCGCCCACUGACAAGACUGUUGAGGAAUCCAAAAUAAUAGCUGUCUUCUACACCUUUGUAAGUCCAAUGCUGAAUCCAUUGAUCUAUAGCCUGAGGAACAAAGAUGUAAAGCAGGCAUUGAAAACAAUACUCAGGCGAAACGUUAACAGGACAGCAAUGAUGCCUCCAUUUUCCAAUAAAAUACAAUUAUAA